AUUAUCCAGCAUUUACGAAGGCGUGUAUCGGAAUUGAGCAGGGAAGUGCAGGUGCAAAGAUUUUUCGGUCCGUCAACGGGACGAUGGUGGUAAAGGAGGCCGCGGCUCGAACGCAACAACUUGCAGGUCUAGCAAAAAGUCUGGCUCAGGACACUGGAGACGUGGUCGAUGGCGUGUUUAUCUGGCGGGAAAGUCAUUUCGCUUUUCUCUUCGUGUUGAAGCGAUUUUUCGCCAGUGCACGUGAGAUAUAUCUACUUCAAGGUACUGAAAUUUUCGAUAUGUUGCUUUGAUUAUGAACUACUUGAGCAAAUACAAGCAUGUCUUUUGGAAACCGUGUCCCAAUGGCUUCAUUUGAGUCAGUCGCAAUAUCCUUGACUGAGUGAUGUCUUAUCGAUCGUUAUUAACAAAGAGUCCAUCAAUCUAUCGCCUCCAGGUACUGACCAGCAUGCCAUGGCUUUGCGAUUGUUUCGUUUUCUCCGGUCGGGUCAUGUCCCUGCCCAUCAUGACGAUCCUCAGUUCAAGAAAUAUUUCGUCGGCCAGGGAAAUAACAACACGCUUAUAGAGCAAAUCCUCGCUGAGAGAGGCUUCACACCUGUCCCAGUAACGGAGAAGAAGAAGCCAGGGGCUUUUUACUUGCCCACUUUCCAGUGGGCGCAGGACCACUGCCGAUUAGACUACAGCCUGUUUGCAACGACGUUGAAAAGGCACAAGGUAAUCAGAGUUCCUACAAACCUUUGAUAAGAAACUGGCAAAUUAUAAUUACAUUAUGUUUGGGCGUCCCCGUCUUUGGUAGUUUGUACUUGUUGCAGAAUAAGCUUUGACGAAGUGCACACGGAGUUACAGUUCUGCUUCUACCUUAUUUGAAAUGUCUGACCACGACAGGGACGACCAUUUCUGGUUAAUCAUUGCAAGGGAAUCCGGAUCACGGAGAAAGUCGGGAUGCUCGCGAGCCUAGAGCAGGAGUUUGGAUUCAAAAACCUUCCGGCUUGGUAUCCAAAGACGCUGCACGUCCUUAGUACCAACUCAAUGAAGAACAGUGAAGAGGGCCUCCCGGAAGCGAAGUGGGUCUACAAGCCAAGGUCCAACUAGUCAUUACUUCUACAUCAACCGCUAGAAGUAGUAGAUUGAAAUAGUGGUUGUACGUGUAGUAGGCAUGCACAAUCGUAUCAUCUUCAACUUGACACAGGAGAAUCCAAAGAAAGAAAGCUUCGUCGUCUAAGAUAUAACAAUUCCACAGGGCAAAUAACUGCGGCCGCGGUAUCGAACUUUUCGGGUCGACGCGUGCGCUUCUCGACUUCAUUGCAAAUGAAAAGAAGACAGACGGCAUCGUCCAACUGUAUAUCGAGAGGCCAUUGCUCGUGCGGGGGAGGAAAUUCGAUGUCCGAAUGUAAAGACAUGUCGUGAUGAAUGAGUUGCACCCACACUGAUAUUGCGUGGUUAUGAUUUUGAACAUAAAGAGGAUUAUGAUUAAGGUGAAAGCAAAGGUAGUUUCACAACACUCUUCGCUUCACGGAUGCUAAGGUCGCUCAAUGCAAAAAGAUAGACAUUUAUAUGCCACGACCACUUUUCCGUCUUGCAUGAUGCACCAGGUAUCUGCUGAUAGCACGGACAGAGCCCUUUUUGAGUUUCUACUGUCCAGUGGGAUACUGCCGCCUAUGCGUGAAUGCCUACAAAAGCAACAACUUCGACGUAUUCACUCAUUCUUUUCUGGACGAAGAUAGAUAGACUCGGAUGAUAGGUACGUUGCUUGUUCCCCCUGCGAUUAUUGAGAUAUGACAACAGAAUGUCGCAACUCUUGAUCGAUUAUACAUUUGGUGUGAUUUUGAUUUUGUAACACUGGUUUCUAAUGCUUGAAUCAGGAUGUGACGAUGCAUUUGACGAACCAAGCAGUCCAGAAAACAUUGAAAGGGAUGUAUAAAGAGACGAAAGAAGACACAACGUGGACUUUCGAGCAGAUGGAGGCGCAUUUAGUCGUUAUGGGUGAGCAUUUAUUUCAAUACUGAUAGUCGAAUAGUUUCUUCGAAGGUUGGUUGCUAGAGCGUUUGGGGCUCGGGUUUUCCCGAUUGAAUAGGCAAAUCACACACUCUAAUGAAUAGAACGGGCGCGUAGAGGCGGGAUUCGUUGCGCGCGAGUUUCUGCCUAAGGUAAAGGCGAUAAUGGUGACAUUGUCCGGUAUUGUUCGGCAGCAGGUUCUGCCUCUCGUCGGUACAUUCGAUCUCUUCGGUUGCGACUUUUUCCUCGACGACCAAUUGCAGCUGUACCUUCUCGAGGUGAACAGCAAUCCGGCAAUUUAUACCGACACGCAGGUGCUCAAAGACAUCAUCCCCACAGUGUUGAGGGAAGCCAUCGAUAUUGUGGAUGCAGCGCACGUGCCGACGGCGAACAAACCCUUCUGCGACCAACCCUGGUUCGAGUGCCUGAUUGACGAAUCCAGAAAUUUUCAGUGGGACAAAACCGGCACACUACCGAAGAAGCGCAAAGACUUGCAAGCCAGGGAGCUCUGGAGAUAG
This is a messenger RNA of Amoebophrya sp. A25, 2510 nucleotides long. NCBI's taxonomy places the organism in Eukaryota, Dinophyceae, Syndiniales, Amoebophryaceae. The record is from the annotation of a GenBank genome assembly.